Amoebophrya sp. A120 is the source of this 323-nucleotide messenger RNA. Lineage: Eukaryota; Dinophyceae; Syndiniales; Amoebophryaceae. The record is from the annotation of a GenBank genome assembly.
AGACAGAAAACCGAAGGAGCUGCUACGGGCGCGAGGCGACGCGAGAGCCGCCGGCGGCCAAGACGGAGCUUUACCUGAACAAGGGCAGAAGUUUAAAAAUACCGGUCCGAACAAAACUACCUCCAGUGGCCUAAACGAGAAGAUCUCCGACCACGGUGCUGGCACAACGAGAACCACAUCUGGAGGCAAGGCCACCAGUUAUUUCUCGCCGACCUCUGCACACCAUUUGCAGACUACGUCCCAGCUGCACGACAGCACCAGCUCCUGCUUCCUGGGUGAGAUUUCGUUGCUCUUGUCCAGCUUUCUGUUCCUCCCGAGACAGG